This is a messenger RNA of Hemicordylus capensis (graceful crag lizard), 798 nucleotides long. Its product is annotated as alkaline ceramidase 1-like. The coding region runs from base 1 to 798 and encodes 265 amino acids. The transcript has 6 exons. Gene Ontology annotation, molecular function: hydrolase activity, acting on carbon-nitrogen (but not peptide) bonds, in linear amides. Gene Ontology annotation, biological process: ceramide metabolic process. Gene Ontology annotation, cellular component: membrane. The record is from RefSeq and is a predicted model, not a curated record. Lineage: Eukaryota; Metazoa; Chordata; Lepidosauria; Squamata; Cordylidae.
AUGCCAAGCAUAUUUGCCUACCAGAGUGCUGAGGUUGACUGGUGCGAGGAGAAUUUUAAGCAUUCGGAGUACAUCGCCGAAUACUACAACACGGUCAGCAAUAUCGCAUUUUUCAUCUUCCCUCCUUUGAUGUUGUGGUUGAAUACUCAGUACAACAGUUACCGGUCUGCGCCUCUUCGAUGCUUUGUUAUCAUAGAGAUGAUUAUAGGUGUCUUCUCCGUGUAUUUCCAUUCAACCCUCAGCUAUGCUGGGCAGAUGCUGGAUGAGCUGUCCAUCAUGUGGGCCUUUGGAACAUGCUAUGCUUUUUGGCUUCCAUCACAUCAUCUCCCAGGUUUCAUCAAGAACAGGGAUCAAUUCAUCUGGAUGGUAGCCAUCGUAACGAUUUUCAUCACCCUGAUGUCCUUUCUGAAGCCGACACUGAAUGCUUAUGUUCUGAAUACUUUCAUAUUCCACUUCUUAUACCUGACGUUCCAGGAAGUGAAAACGAAUCGCAAGCGUUUCCCCUACCUUCACCGGAUGGCUUUGACGAUGACAGGGUGGUGGACAAUUGCCAUCGUCUGCUGGAUUGUGGACAGGUUUCUUUGCGAGUUCUGCCACAAGAUCAACUUCAGAUACUUACACAGCUUGUGGCACAUCUUUAUCCUCAUAGCCGUCCAUCACGCUGUGACCCUCAUCACAUUCUGUGAUGUUUUCUAUGACUUGUCGUGCAGUGAACUGGAGGUGGUCUACUGGCCCAGGAACUUUGGUCCAUUGGCACUGCCGUACGUGGUGUUCCAGAGAUCAAAUAAAUCGUAUUAG